AGCCUCUGGUCAACGAACUCGAGAACGAAUCGUUUGGGUGCUGCAGUUCGCGAACGAUAGGCUAUUGUGCGAAUCACUCACGGCAGUCAAGCGAUGCAUUCCGCCAAGUGUCGUUCACAAUCUAGUCCGGUUGCGGCCACCACAAAUGCACCUCGUUUCAACUGUAUCAAAAAAAUAUCUAAUUUGUUUGCCUAGCAAACAACAAAUGUAGAUUGUUUAAAGCACACUUACAAGUCUGUCACAGAUGACAGCUCCAAUAAGCCCCUUAUGGUGAAGGACAUGUGAACGAGAGGCUUGUAGAAUUAUGACUCUUGAGUUUUCAGUGGCAUCAGUUCAUCUAAACCUAGGGUGUAGAAAUGCACCCACCAGUUGAAGCUCAUUUACUGUACUUCCACACACAUUUUUAACUCUAAAAUGCUAUUUGGAGAACUGCAAAAAAAUAAAAUGUUCCUCCCAAUACAUUAUCACCACUAUAUUAGGUUUAAAGGUCUGUGGAAUGGUGUGUACAAUGUACUACUCAACCUCAUCAUACAUAGGCUACAUUGACUAAUUUAGCCUACUUGUGGAACAGCGCAACAUGAAAUAGAUGUAUAUUACACACUAUCAAAUGCCGACAUCAAUAUGAAAGUAACCUGAGCAUUAAACAGCUGACUGCGAAUUCAAACUAUGCCAGAUAAACCCUACACAUGCAUUGAAAUAAAAGGCAUACGUCAAAGGAAUUACUUAGGCCUACAAUCGACCAAGGACGCAUAAAGACAAACAAACUCGACCAAGGAAUUAAGAAAAAUCUACACAUUAAGGCCGCACCUGUGAUUCAGCACCACUAAAUGGAAAGUGCCUUGAUACAGGCAGUCUGCUGGUUGAGGAGUUGCCAACGUCCUUCCGAUGAACCCCAUGAACUCCAUGAAACCUGGCCUGCCUCCUAAUCCACACAGUGACGGCUCCUACCCUUAUGACCCUGUGUCCUGGCAGCAAGGCAGCAAUCAGCCGGCAGGCUCCCUGUCUGUGGUAACCACAGUGUGGGGGGUAACCAAUCCUUCACCUAGCCAGGUCCUGGGUGGGAACCCGAUGGGUCCAGGUGGGAACUCUGGCGGGGGCAACAUGAUGCCCGGCCAUAGCCCUGGGAUGGGACAGCAGUUUAUGGGUCAACAGGGCUACCCGGAGCCCAACAAAGGCUACAUGCAGCAGGGCAUGUACGGCAGGGGCAAUGGGGGAUACCCCGCCGGGCCUGGGUACGUGGGCAGUUACCCCAAUAACGGAGGGGGGUCUAUGGGCAUGCCCCCUCACGGCAUCCGCCCUCAAACCGACUUCACCCAGGCGGCGGCGGCGGCGGUGGCUGCAGCGGCUGCCACAGCAACAGCCACAGCCACGGCAACGGUUGCUGCUAUCCAGGAGAAGCAGAACCAGGAGAUGAACUACGGCCAGAUGGGUGGCGGUGCGGGCUACAACACACAGUUCAUGCAACACCCGGGCCCCCGAGGUCCCCCUGGCAUGUCCCCGGCAGGGAUGGGUCCCGCUCGUCCCCCGUCCAUGGGGCCCAUGUACGGUGCCCCUCAAGGUCAGAGGAUGCCCCAGCACCCAGGCUACCCCGGGGCUCAGCAUGGACCACCCAGGCCACAGCAGGGACUCAAACGCCCAUACAAUGCUGAGGGCUUUACCGGGCAGCAGUAUGGUCCAGGCAUGGCUGGCCCUGCUCCUGGUCAGGGGCCCUACCCUGGGCAGCCCAUGCAGUAUCAUGGGGGCCUGGGACCCCAGCGCUCAGCCACCUCCCCCUCCUACCAAGGCCACAAGAUGCCCAUGCAGCAGGGCAACAUGGGCCAGUACCCCUCGGGACCAGCCCACCCAGGACAGUACUACAAGUCGGAGCAGUUCAAUGGACAGGGCAACACACUAAAUUCACUAGCGGCCGGGGGAGUCGGAGUUUACAACACCUUCAACCAGACUGUAGUCAAUGGGCCGGGCAGGGUGAUGCCUGGUUAUCCAAGCUCUCCCCUUCUUGGAAACCCCACCCCUCCCAUAACCCCAGGCAGUGCGGUGCCCCCCUACAUGUCUCCUGGCCAUGAUGUCAAGCCCUCUUUCUUGCCUGACAUCAAGCCAAACACGAACUCCCUACCCCCACCACUCCCCACAGGUAACCCCAGCGAUGACCUGCGGUUGACCUUCCCCGUACGAGAUGGCGUGGUGCUGGAACCCUUCCGCCUGGAGCACAACCUGGCCGUCAGCAACCACGUCUUCCAGCUGCGCGACUCCGUCUACAAGACCCUCAUGAUGAGGCCGGACUUGGAGCUCCAGUUUAAGUGUUACCACCACGAGGACCGUCAGAUGAACACCAACUGGCCGGCAUCGGUCCAGGUGAGCGUUAACGCCACGCUCACCAUCCAGCGUGGCGACAACAAGACUUCCCACAAGCCCCUGUACCUGAAGCAAGUGUGUCAGCCCGGGAGGAACACCAUCCAGAUCACGGUCACAGCCUGCUGUUGUUCUCACCUGUUUGUGCUCCAGCUGGUCCACAGGCCGUCAGUACGCUCCGUGCUGCAGGGCUUGAUGAAGAAACGGCUUUUGCCAGCAGAGCACUGUGUCACUAAGAUCAAGAGGAACUUCAGCAGCGGCACCAUCCCAGGGACACCGGGGCUGAAUGGGGAGGACGGGGUGGAGCAGACUGCUAUCAGGGUGUCCCUCAAGUGCCCCAUCACCUUCCGCCGCAUCCAGCUGCCAGCGCGAGGCCAUGACUGCAGACACAUACAGUGUUUCGACCUAGAGUCCUACCUGCAGCUGAACUGUGAGAGGGGGACCUGGCGCUGUCCUGUGUGCAAUAAGACUGCUCUACUGGAGGGUCUAGAGGUGGACCAGUACAUGCUGGGGAUCCUCAUCUACAUUCAGAACUCGGAGUAUGAGGAGAUUACCAUUGACCCGGUGUGCAGCUGGAAGCCUGUUCCCAUCAAACCCGACCUUCACAUCAAAGAAGAGCCGGAUGGUCCGGCACUGAAGCGCUGCCGCACCCUGAGCCCCAGUCACAUGAUCCUGCCCAGUGUCAUGGAGAUGAUCGCCUCCCUGGGCCCAGCCUCAUCGCCCUACCCCUCCAUGCCAGCAGGGGGAAACGGCAGUACUCCGGACUACCCCAGCCAAGGAUUGGGAUACCCUAACCAGCCUGGGUUCUCAGACUUCCCAAAUGCCCCUGGCACCCCUAAUGUUGGGGAGUUCUCCUCGGGACCACCCCCCCUCUCCUACCAGGCUGACCUGCCAAGUGGACUCCUCACUUCAGACAAACCCAUGGGACAUCCCAUGUCAUCCCAGAUUCCCCAUUCUGGCCGCAUGGACUCCUCCCACAGUUCUCUCCAGCAUCAGCAGCAUCAAGGCCUCCAUAGCAUCUCACACCUCGGGGGACCAGGGGCACCCAUAAUGCAGCCUCGCAAUCCCUCCCAAAACACCAGACUACACACAGAAAGCUCCUUUGGGUUAGGGGGCCCCGCUUGCUCAGAGGUGCCAGAGCCUUCCUUGGAUUUACUUCCUGAAUUGACAAAUCCAGAUGAGCUACUGUCUUACCUUGGUCCCCCCGAUUUACCGAACAACAGCAAUGAUGACCUACUCUCCCUCUUUGAGAACAACUGAGUCCCGGUUCUCCUCGCCAGUCUCCCAUGGUUCCCUGCAACACAUAAACUACAUACAAGAAGUAUCCCACCUACAAUGUGGGUAUAAAAAAUACUUCCUGUAAUAUAAGAGCUCCCCUUGAGCCGAAAAUCGCCGUCAGUGGUAGUAGGCGUGUCGAGGAGACACUUGAAUAUGAGGAAAAUCUUUGAUGUCCCUUGUCUGACUAUAAACUAUGGUGAUAUUUUGUUUUAUAUCUGUAAACUAUUCCCGCAUCCAUUCCCUUGUUACUACCUUUCUUGCCCAAGGAUCCAAUUGUAUUUAAAUGCUUCCUUUACUAGAAUCACAUUUAGAAGGGAUUAUCAAUGUAUGUACAUUUUCUUAUUCAAUGCAGUUGUGAUGCAAGUUUAUGUCCAACUGAAUUUGGUGAGUUUGAAAUGUCCAUAAAAGUAUGAUUAAAUAACCUUUUUUAAUUUACAAUAAUAAAUGGAAGAUGAAUACAUUGAGGGGAUGCCCUAUGUGUUUCAAAGAUAAAUAUGUAUUUUCACUGCCUUUUACUGUGAUUUAUCAAUGCACAACAGUGACAAAACAGCAAUGUAAUUUCCACAUUUACAUAACCAUUCCAAGCUAUGAUCAUUUAGCACCCCGGCACACAAACAAUUACUCAGUCUUUUUAUAUUCUAAAUUAACAGAUUUUUAUGCAUAAAUGUUUGACAUUAUAUUCAUUACAAUGGUUAACAACCUUGUAGGCAAAUUGAAUAAAUGGCAAUCUGUAA
This is a messenger RNA of Oncorhynchus nerka (sockeye salmon), 4361 nucleotides long. RefSeq names its product zinc finger MIZ domain-containing protein 2. The record is from RefSeq and is a predicted model, not a curated record. Lineage: Eukaryota; Metazoa; Chordata; Actinopteri; Salmoniformes; Salmonidae. Gene Ontology annotation, biological process: protein sumoylation; regulation of transcription by RNA polymerase II. Gene Ontology annotation, cellular component: chromatin. Gene Ontology annotation, molecular function: zinc ion binding; SUMO ligase activity.